AUGGGGAUUUUCCCUGAAGAUUGUGAGGUUGAAGUUUCAAAAUUGAUUAAUUUAUGGGCUGCAGAGGGCUUCUUAUAUUUGAAUUCAGAGAAACAGUUGGAACAGAUUGGAGAGGAUUACUUGGAAGACCUUAUCGGCAGAAACUUAGUUUUGGUUGAAAAGAAGCCUUUUGGGGGAAAAGUCAAAACUUGUCGCCUCCAUGACUUCUUACGGGAAUUGUGCUUGAAAGAAGCUCAGAAGGAGAACUUCAUGCAUGUCAUACAAAGGGGAAGUGCCAAAGGUGUUCAAACAGGCACGCGUAAUCAACGUCAUCUGAGUUUCCAUUUGGAUCCCUACAGUGAUGUGUCUGCAGCACCUGCAAUCCCACAUGUCUCAUCUUUUCUGUGUUUCACACUGGGUGCUAAUAUAGUACCUGAUAUUCUAUUCUUUCAGUUAGGCUUUAAGUUGCUUAGAGUAUUGGACAUAUUCUUUCUGCAUUUCGAUUACUUCCCUGUUCAAAUACUAAAACUGAUACAUUUGAGGUAUCUUGCACUCAAUGUUACUUAUGAGCUUCCUGCCUCAGUUUCCCAACUGAGGAAUCUCCAGACCUUAGUCAUUCAUGGUCCAUGGCUUUGUCAGGAAUCUGGCGGUAGCCCAACACCGUUACUGGAGUAUUGGAGUAUGCCUUCACUGAGGCAUGUGCAUAUUACUGCAGCUUGUCAUCUAAAGAAUCCUUUCACUGUACAAGAUAACCUUCCUCGUCCAUUUGCUUCAGAACAGCUGCAAACUCUCUAUACAAUACAAUUUUCAUGUUGCACAAAGGAAGUUUUCAGUGUCAUGCCCCAUCUUAAGAAACUGGGAAUUUGUGAAUCUAAAGACGACUACAGCACAGACUGUUUGUCACAAGUCCUAAAUAAUCUUGUUUGCUUGCAAGAACUUGAAACCCUGGAGUGUUCCUUCCACACACAAAAUAGAGAAGUGCGAAAGAAUUUGGGUUUGGCUGCUUUGCCAGUGACUCUUAAGCGUUUGAGUUUGAGUUUGAGUUGGAGUUACUUACCAUGGGAAGAUAUGAUCUUUAUUGCCAUGUUGCCCAACCUUGAGGUGCUUAAACUCAAAAAUUAUGCUUUCCAAGGGCCAAAAUGGGAGCCAACUGAAGAAGGUUUUCAUAGUCUAAAGCACUUGCUAAUUGAAAACACUGAUUUGAUCCAUUGGGAAGCAACAAUAGUUCGCCACUUUCCAUGCCUUCAACAUCUUGUUCUGAAAUCAUGCAAGCUCUUGGAGGAGAUCCCUUUUGGUGUUGAGGAACUUGGUACCCUGCAGCGGCUUGAGGCCCACUAUUGUAGUGAACCUAUUGAGAAUUCUGCUAAAGAAAUUCAAGAACAGAUUGAAGGCAUUGAUGUUAUUAUCAGAAGUGAUCGUCUUCAGUUAGGAUUUGACAAGUUGAUGAGUUUCAUGACUGUUAACAUGUAUGUCAUGAAUUCCUCUCACAAGAAGCUUUGCGAUAAUAAUCUUUGUGUAUGUUCCUAUUUAUUGGAUGUAAUCCUUUCUUCUGCAAAGAAGUUACUGAUGAAGAGAGAGAAGCCUAGUCGAAUAAUGAAAAAGACAAACAGAUUUGAGUUGUUGUUACGAGUCAGUUCUAUUCUAGUACCCAAAUCUGCAGUGAAAACCUAUACAUCUCAACCAGGGUUCAGGAUUCAAGAAAGAGACAUAGGAAACAGAAACAAGCUUCUGCUUAGAAGUUGGCUUGCAAUAUUCAGCUGUGAGAAAUGUUGUAUCAUUCAGAAAAACAAACAAGCUCCAAAUUUUCAGUUUGCAAUACGGUUAGUAUGGGUGGCCUAUGCCAUUGCUUCUCUUUUGUAA
This is a messenger RNA of Coffea eugenioides, 1839 nucleotides long. Its product is annotated as putative late blight resistance protein homolog R1A-3. The transcript has 4 exons. Gene Ontology annotation, molecular function: alpha-tubulin binding. Lineage: Eukaryota; Viridiplantae; Streptophyta; Magnoliopsida; Gentianales; Rubiaceae. The coding region runs from base 1 to 1839 and encodes 612 amino acids. Gene Ontology annotation, biological process: protein folding. The record is from RefSeq and is a predicted model, not a curated record.